AUGGCUUCGUUCAAAGGGUACGACCUCAUUGUGGUUGGGUCCGGGUUUGCCGGUUCCAUGGCCACCCUGAACUUCUUGGAGGAGUGCAAGAAGCAGAAGAAGAACGGAAGAGUCGCCUUAGUGGAGGUGGGUAAGGACGGUGAGCGCUGUGGUGCCAGCCGCUGGACUAUGGCAUAUCUCAGACUGGACAAAAACUUAGACUUUGAUGAGGACUGGGUCAAGGAAAUGCGACUGGUCAGCAAUGGACUAGCAGAUGAGGACUAUUGCAACAAGCUCUGCAAAGAAGCCCCAGUCACGGCCAAAUACCUACAAGAGCACGGCGUCAAGUGGGUCCACCAUGACGAGACCAAUGUCUUACUCGAGUUCAAGACCGACCAGCAUUUCGUAUUUCCAGAAGGUGGCGGGAAAGCUAUCAUCGCUAAGCUCUUUGAGCAUCUGGGCACGUACGACAACUGCGACGUUCAUUGGGAGACCGAGGCAAUCAAACUGAUUACAGAUGAUACGGGCGCCAUUCGCGGUCUGAAGGUCAGGAAGAACGAUGGGUUGCUUCACGAUCUCCUCGCACCCAACGUCGUACUCGCAUGUGGAGGCUUCGAGGGCAACAACGAGAUGCUGUCACGGUAUGUUGGCCGGAACACUCACUCACUACCUCUGAUCGCUCCUGGUUUGAAGUACAAUCGCGGCGCGGGUCUUCGCAUGUCUCUGGAGGUUGGUGCUGGGACCGCAGGCAGCUUCGAUGGCAUCCACUGUGAGCUUGUUGAUACACGAGCUGGCAAGCCGGACGCGGUGAUCUGGGGUCAUAACUACGGAAUUGUUGUGAACCAAGCCUGCAAGCGCUUCUACGACGAAGGAAAGCGCCAUCUAUUCGCCACCUUCGAGAUGAUCGCUUUGGAGUGCUGGAAGGACCAGAACCAAAGCUGCUUCUUCGUCACAGACCAAGACAUCAUGACCCGCUUCAAGGGUAGCUGGGUUUACGACACCACUGACAAGCCACCAGAGCAAGCGGACACAAUCGAAGAGCUCGCCGAGAAGAUGGGACUAGACCCCAAGGAGCUGAAGAAGACUGUAGACGAUUACAACGCUGCUGUGAAUGACAAUGAGUUUGAUCUGAUGAAGCUUGACGGCAAAGCCACAACUGGUUUGUCGCCAAACAAGACAAAUUGGGCGAACAAGAUCGUCAAGGCUCCCUUUUACGGCUACCCAAUGACUUCCAACCUCACCUUCACAUACGGAGGUGUGAAGACCGAUCUUAACGCUCGUGUCCUAUCUACCAACGACAUUCCGAUCCCCGGCCUGUGGGCAGCAGGAGAGAUGACUGGCUUGUUCUACAACGAGUACCCUCCAGCCACGUCUUGCUUGAGGAGUAUGACGUUUGGCAGGCUGGCUGGCACAGAGAUAGCGCAGUACUUGGGCAAGAAGCAGGGAACGGCAAGUGAGAAGGCUAUACCUUCUGAGCAAGAUGCUGUCAGGUCGGAUAGUCCGUUGCAAGAUAUGAAGCAGCAUACACUAAGGGGUGAAGGUGUGACCGCUCAUUGA
This is a messenger RNA of Recurvomyces mirabilis, 1536 nucleotides long. RefSeq lists its product as uncharacterized. The record is from RefSeq and is a predicted model, not a curated record. The transcript has 5 exons. Bases 1 to 1536 code for a protein of 511 amino acids. Lineage: Eukaryota; Fungi; Ascomycota; Dothideomycetes; Mycosphaerellales; Teratosphaeriaceae.